Molecule: messenger RNA, 1449 nt
Organism: Microcebus murinus (gray mouse lemur)
Lineage: Eukaryota; Metazoa; Chordata; Mammalia; Primates; Cheirogaleidae
Gene: MAPKAPK2
Product: MAPK activated protein kinase 2
Biological process (GO): protein phosphorylation
Molecular function (GO): protein kinase activity; ATP binding
Source: RefSeq, a predicted model, not a curated record
AUGAUGUCCAACGCCGCGGCCAGGCCGCGCCGGCGCGCUCGCGCGCGCGGCGCGCGCGCGACGCGCCGGCCCCGCACGCCGGCGCGCCGCCCGCAGCAGUUCCCGCAGUUCCACGUCAAGUCCAGCCUGCAGAUCAGGAAGAACGCCAUCAUCGACGACUACAAGGUCAACAGCCAGGUCCUGGGGCUGGGCAUCAACGGCAAAGUUCUGCAGAUCUUCAGCAAGCGCACCCAGGAGAAAUUCGCCCUGAAAAUGCUCCAGGACUGCCCGAAGGCGCGCCGGGAGGUGGAGCUGCACUGGCGGGCCUCCCAGUGCCCGCACAUCGUGCGCAUCGUGGACGUCUACGAGAACCUGUACGCGGGGAGGAAGUGCCUGCUCAUCGUCAUGGAGUGUCUGGAUGGAGGAGAGCUCUUCAGCCGAAUCCAGGACCGAGGAGACCAGGCGUUCACGGAAAGAGAAGCGUCAGAAAUCAUGAAGAGCAUCGGCGAGGCCAUCCAGUAUUUGCACUCGAUCAACAUUGCCCAUCGGGACGUCAAGCCCGAGAAUCUCCUAUACACCUCCAAAAGGCCCAAUGCCAUUCUCAAACUCACCGAUUUUGGCUUUGCCAAGGAAACCACCAGCCACAACUCUUUGACCACUCCCUGUUAUACGCCAUACUACGUGGCUCCGGAAGUGCUGGGCCCGGAGAAGUAUGACAAGUCCUGUGACAUGUGGUCCCUGGGUGUCAUCAUGUACAUCCUGCUGUGCGGCUACCCCCCCUUCUACUCCAACCACGGCCUCGCCAUCUCUCCGGGCAUGAAGACGCGCAUCCGAAUGGGCCAGUAUGAAUUUCCCAACCCAGAGUGGUCGGAAGUAUCAGAGGAAGUGAAGAUGCUCAUCCGGAACCUGCUGAAAACAGAGCCCACGCAGAGGAUGACCAUCACGGAGUUCAUGAACCACCCCUGGAUCAUGCAAUCGACAAAGGUCCCUCAAACCCCACUGCACACCAGCCGGGUCCUGAAGGAAGACAAGGAGCGGUGGGAGGACGUCAAGGAGGAGAUGACCAGUGCCUUGGCCACCAUGCGCGUCGACUACGAGCAGAUCAAGAUAAAAAAGAUCGAAGAUGCGUCCAACCCUCUGCUUCUGAAGAGGCGGAAGAAGGCCCGGGCCCUGGAGGCUGCAGCCCUGGCCCACUGAGCCUCGGGCCCCCGCCCCGCUGGAGGACAAGCAAUAACUCUCUACAUAGAUGUGUUUUUUAAACGCGGAGACACAGAACUGCCCACUGCCACCUCCUCUCCUCAGCCGCGUGGAGCCCCAACUGUGCCGGCGGCCGGAUUCGGCCUUCGGUUCUGGCCACUCCGGGGGGAGAGGCUGGGAGGUUUGGGAGGCUGCACAGAGAAGCGAGCAAGGUGCUCUCGAACCUGUGCUCAUUUUACAGUCUUUUAUCAGUAAUUUGACCUGGAAUUUUUA